This is a messenger RNA of Haliotis rufescens (red abalone), 2656 nucleotides long. RefSeq names its product small conductance calcium-activated potassium channel protein-like. The record is from RefSeq and is a predicted model, not a curated record. The transcript is spliced from 11 exons. The coding region runs from base 115 to 2151 and encodes 678 amino acids. Gene Ontology annotation, biological process: potassium ion transmembrane transport. NCBI's taxonomy places the organism in Eukaryota, Metazoa, Mollusca, Gastropoda, Lepetellida, Haliotidae. Gene Ontology annotation, cellular component: neuronal cell body; neuron projection; plasma membrane. Gene Ontology annotation, molecular function: small conductance calcium-activated potassium channel activity; calmodulin binding.
UCGACAGAGUAUCUACAGCAUCCGUCGCUCACUGGGCUUUCAGACAGUCGUGGCUCGGGGAUCGAAACUAUAAUAGAUGCUGGCGAUACGUCGCUGCUGGAAUCACAGAAUGACAUGGCAGAGACGACAACACCGCCACAUUUCCCCGAGCUAACUUUCCCCCCUCUACCCGGUCCUCGCAAUCAAGAUGGCAGAGUUAACCGUGGCUACACAUCUCCUGAUAUUGAACUCCAAAAUUAUAGCUUCUGUUCUGAUGAAAAAAACAGCCUUCCAACGUGUGACACCGCUUGCCGUGUAGCUCUAGCGCCCCGCGCUCACAGUACUAUGAAAACAAAUCCACGCCCGCGCGCUCAGAUGGAACGUAUAUUGCCGCUAAAUGGCGGGCGAGGAGAGGAGGACGGUAGAUCGCACAGCGAACCCGAGUGUAGUAGAGCUGAGGACAUUAAACACAAAGUGAAAGAGUCGGCAAUAUCGGAUAUUGGUGCUGACUACAUGAGGGUUAACGGAGCCAUCACCUCUUUCAAACAACUGCAGAAACCUACUUCAAUGCAGUCUUUGCCGACAUCGUCCAAAAUGAGCUAUGCCUCGACAGAAGAGGCAGGUGUGGCUCUCGUUGGCAUAACGGAUUAUCAGAAAUAUUCCGAGGCAGAGCGAAGUCAUCACAAAGCCAGACAGAAAAAUGUUGGAUACAGACUUGGGAAGAGGAAGGCGUUGUAUGAAAAGAGAAAAAAAAUAUCAGAUUAUUGUCUUGUGUUCGGAAUGUUCGGGAUUAUUACCAUGAUUCUCGAAACGGAACUAGUAAUGGCUGAUGUGUAUUCCAAGGGAACGUUCUACUCCGUUGCCAUGAAAUCCCUAAUUUCCAUAUCAACUGUGAUAUUAUUGGGUCUGAUUCUAGCCUAUCAUGCACUUGAAAUCCAGGAUACAGGAACAGAGUUAUUUGCAGUGGACAACUGUGUUGAGGAUUGGAGAAUAGCAAUUUCCUGGAGGAGAACAAUCCAGCUUACGGUGGAAAUUGUCAUAUGUGCAGUGCAUCCCAUUCCAGGCAACUUUACCUUUGUAUGGACAACGCCAAAAACUGAUCAUCGUGACGCCCAGCACACUGUUGUUCCAGUUGAUAUUGUGCUUUCUAUUCCAAUGUACCUUCGUCUAUACCUUAUUUGUAGAGUUAUGUUGUUGCACAGCAAGUUGUUUACUGAUGCAUCUUCUCGAAGCAUAGGAGCUUUGAACAGGAUUAAUUUUGAUACCAAGUUUGUGUUGAAGACACUUAUGACCAUAUGUCCUGGAACUGUUCUUCUUGUAUUUAUGCUGUCUCUAUGGAUAAUAGCAAGCUGGCUUCUUCGAGCUUGUGAAAGGCACCAUGAUGACAAUCACGCCAAUAUUUUGAACUCCAUGUGGAUGAUUGCAAUCACUUUCCUUUCCAUUGGUUAUGGAGACAUUGUUCCCAAUACCUACUGUGGACGGGGUAUUGCUAUAGCAACUGGUGUCAUGGGUGCUGGAUGCACAGCACUUGUUGUUGCUGUCAUUGCAAGAAAGCUUGAACUGAGCAGAGCAGAGAAACAUGUUCAUAAUUUCAUGAUGGAUACUCAGCUUACAAAGAGGCUAAAGAAUGCUGCAGCCAAUGUACUUCGUGAAACUUGGUUAAUUUACAAAUACACCAAAUUGGUGAAAAAAGUGAAUGGCAGUCGUGUGAGGUCACAUCAAAGAAAGUUUCUCCAGGCAAUUCACAGUUUGCGCAGGGUUAAGAUGGACCAGAGAAAGCUGAUGGAAAAUGCAAGCACAUUAGUUGAUAUGGCAAAGCACGUAGGGAUGGCAGGUUUGGAUUCAGGUCCUGGCGUCUAUAUCUCGAUUCCACAUGUUGAAUAUAAACAGACACAGACACACAUCCAGGACUUGGUAGCAGACAUGCACAGCAAUCAGGGAACUCUAGAAAAACGUGUGAACAAGAUUGAAGAAAAGUUAGCCUCAAUGCAGUCACAAUUGGAAGGACUCCCUAAAGUAAUUGCCCAAAACCUUAUUGCCCACCAGCAAGAGCAGCAGGACCAACGAUAUUUACCUGCAGAUUGUGGGCCUACUGUCCGUCGUUUUUCACCACCAUCUCGAAGAAGGCGACAUUUCCCUGUACCCCUCAACAAUUCUUCCAGUCAGAUAUAGUCCAAAAUGAAAAUUGCUAUCAAAGAACAUUUCUGUAUGGCAAGAAGAAUGGACUGAAGAUUGGGGAAGUAAAGAGGUUUGACAUUCCUGUGAAAGUGAAAUUGUCAUACAACAUCUGUCUGCUCUGCCUCUUAUUGCAGGUAGAAGUCAGGAAUUACAGGCACUGUUAUGUGUGUUAAGUUUUGCAGACCCUCCAUUUCCAUACCAUGCUCUCUCAGUGCCAUUCCACCAUGCAAAAAACAACAACCCAAAAGCCAUGUGAAUAUUUUAUCGCCACAAUAUCUAAUGGCUAAAAUUCCUUGGUGGAACAUGAAACUGUAAAAGCAGACUAGUAAACAAUUUGCCAAAAGUACCUUCUCAACUUCCAAACCAUGUUGUCUCUAAUUGACAACCCAUCUCAGUUAAGGCUGUACACUCACGUAAGGAACAGAAACAUAAACAGUUGUGUGAUUAUCAGAUAUGUAUAAUAAUGUUUACUUUUAUGAUAUAAAGUACAUGUCACUGA